Necator americanus (New World hookworm) is the source of this 375-nucleotide messenger RNA. RefSeq lists its product as uncharacterized. NCBI's taxonomy places the organism in Eukaryota, Metazoa, Nematoda, Chromadorea, Rhabditida, Ancylostomatidae. The record is from RefSeq and is a predicted model, not a curated record. The transcript has a single exon. Bases 1 to 375 code for a protein of 124 amino acids.
AUGAGCAUCGAAAAUUACACGAUAUAUUGCGGCGAUGAUCAUGAAAGGAAAGUAGGUGGCAGUGCAGUAGCUGUGAAGAACGACUAUAACACUCUAGUGGAGGAAUUUGCUCAAUGUCUCCCAGAUGCACCUCUAUACGACUGCGAGAUCACAGACUGCAGACGUAAACCUCGGUUAGUAAGUGGCGACACCCCUACGGAAACCGUCGAGGACAACAAUAAGAACCCCUUCCAUGGUGAACUCAAUGCGUUGAUGUCUAGGCUAUUCUGUCAGCAGAAGGCCAUUGUCGGAAUCGACGCAAAUGCGAAGAUGGGACCUGAGGAAUCGUCGAUGCCAUCAGCUCACGUGGCAGAGACCAACCCUUUUAGUGCCUGA